Arxiozyma heterogenica is the source of this 480-nucleotide messenger RNA. It is a transcript of the gene TOM22, whose product is annotated as Tom22p. The coding region runs from base 1 to 480 and encodes 159 amino acids. Gene Ontology annotation, cellular component: mitochondrial outer membrane. The record is from RefSeq and is a predicted model, not a curated record. The transcript has a single exon. Gene Ontology annotation, biological process: intracellular protein transport. Lineage: Eukaryota; Fungi; Ascomycota; Saccharomycetes; Saccharomycetales; Saccharomycetaceae.
AUGGUUGAAUUAACUGAAAUCAACGAGGAAGAAAUUCCACAAACUCAAGGGCCACAAGUGGUUUCGACUGAACCAUUAGAUGCUUCAGAAAAGGAUAUUUUUCCUGUUACUAAAAACAAUAAUUUGGAUGAGGAUGAAGACGAGGAAGAUGAUAGUGAAUUUGAUGACGAUUUUGAUGAAAAUGAAACUUUAUUAGAAAGAAUCGUUGCUUUAAAAGAAAUCAUUCCACCGAAACAAAGACAAUAUGUUGUUGAUUCUUACCACUCCACUUUUUCUUUCAUCAGAACUGUCUUCUCUAAAGGUGGAAGUUUAACCUGGGCUUUGACUACGUCUGCCCUAUUAUUAGGUGUUCCUCUAUCGUUAUCUAUACUGAGUGAACAACAAUUGAUUGAAAUGGAGAAGACUUUUGACUUACAAAAGGGUGCUAAUGAUCUACUAGGUCAAAAUGAACAAAAUAGUACUUCCACUACAAAAGCUUGA